AUGGCUGUGGGAGAGAGACAAACACAGAAGCACAGGCGCAAAACGCCGUCGUUCUCCUCUUCCCUCCUCGACGCCAUUUACCUCUCCAUCGACGAACCCGGAUGCGCCGCCGCCGCCGCCUCGCAACCCCACCAACAAUCUGAAGACUUCGUCCACCUCCGCAGCAACACCAGAAGAAACAACGCCGCCCAUUUCGAAGACGAAAUCGCAAGCCUCCGCCGAGCAAUCACGAAUCAUCUCUACACAAGAACAAAAUCCAAAGCAAUGAAGAUCUACGGAGAAUUGAAGAAAGUGAAAGAACCCAUUUCACCCGGUGGCAAAAUCGUAAAUUUCUUCAACUCCAUCUUCAGCCCCAGAAACCCUAAGCAGAAACAGACCACAGUGGAGGAAUGGAGCUCCUCAAUCAGAAAAUCAAGAUCAAUGAGGGACCCACCAACUACAUCCUCAAAAUCUUGCUUAAUCAAAAACCCGUCUUCUUCGAUAUGCAAUAAAUCGAAGAGGUCCGUUAAAUUCGAUGAAAACGAGUACUCGGUUAAUUCAUCAAUGCCGAGUGUUAAAAGCCGGCUUAUCAAGAAAAGUGUCGAGCUUUUUGAGAAUGAGAGUGACGGCGACGACAUGAGCUGCGCAAGCUCCGAUCUUUUCGAGCUCGAGAAUAUCGGAUCGUACGGCGGCGAAGAAUUGCCCGUUUAUGGAACGACGAGUAUUAAGAUGAAUCGAGCCAUUGCUUGUGGAUUCGCAAUGUAG
Messenger RNA from Erythranthe guttata (spotted monkey flower), 744 nucleotides. The record is from RefSeq and is a predicted model, not a curated record. Lineage: Eukaryota; Viridiplantae; Streptophyta; Magnoliopsida; Lamiales; Phrymaceae.